This is a messenger RNA of Nerophis ophidion (straightnose pipefish), 4720 nucleotides long. It is a transcript of the gene mrc1a, whose product is annotated as mannose receptor, C type 1a. The record is from RefSeq and is a predicted model, not a curated record. Lineage: Eukaryota; Metazoa; Chordata; Actinopteri; Syngnathiformes; Syngnathidae. The transcript has 29 exons. Bases 100 to 4482 code for a protein of 1460 amino acids. Gene Ontology annotation, molecular function: signaling receptor activity.
AGAAGCUUCCUCAUCAUCUUUGUGCAGUCGUGGCGUGGGGUCUCUUCCUGCUUUCGGGAAUUCCUAAGUCAGAGAGUCUCUGACGGACCAUGUGACAGGAUGAUGGAGGAAGGAGAAGUCCAGGCUGCGCGCCGAUGUCUCUCAUUCAUGAGCGGACUGGCGCUGAGAAGCAUGUGGUCACCUGCCGUGCGUUCAGCCGCGCUGCUGUGCCUCCUGCGGGCCGUCGGCGUCGCCGCCGAGAUCGACCAAGGCUCCUUCCUGAUCUUCAACCAGGACCACAACAAGUGCGUCAGGGUGAUGCAGGCCUCCUUCGUCACGCUGGCAGCCUGCGAGCCCCACGCCAAGGACCAGCAGUUUCGCUGGGCCUCCGAGGGCCGCCUGCUCAGCCUGUCCCUCAACCUGUGCCUGGGAGCCACCGAGGUCAAGGACUGGGUGAAGGUGUUGCUCUUCGAGUGUGACGAGAGCAGCGAGCUCCAGCGUUGGCAGUGCAAGAACGAGACCCUGUUCGGCCUCAAGGACCAGGACCUGCACUUCAACUGGGGCAACCGGAACGAGAGGAACAUCAUGAUUUACAAGGGGUCCGGGGUCUGGAGCCGCUGGAGGAUAUACGGCGCCGACAAAGACCUUUGCUCCAAAGGCUAUCAAGAGGUUUUCACAAUAGGAGGCAAUUCCUUCGGAGCCCCGUGUCUGUUUCCAUUUAAGUACGGGGAGAAGUGGUACUCCGAGUGCACCAAGGACGGACGCACCGACGGGCAGCUGUGGUGCGCCACGAAGACCAAUUACAACAACGAGAAGAAGUGGGGCUUUUGUCCCAGCAAAGUUUUAUCAGGAUGGGAUACGGAUCCGGUCACAGGGGUCCAGUACCAGAGGAACGUUCUAUCAGCGCUGACGUGGCAUCAGGCCAGGAAGAGCUGCCAGCAGCAAGGAGCCGACCUGCUCAGCAUCGUGGAGCUUCAUGAGCAGGCGUACAUCUCGGGACUGACCAGCACUUUGGGAUCAGCACUGUGGAUCGGACUCAACAGUUUGGACUACGAUGCGGGCUGGCAGUGGAGCAACGGGAACCCCUUCCGAUAUUUGAACUGGGCACCAGGGAAUCCCUCAUCUGACCCGGGCAUGAACUGCGCCACCUUGAAUGCUGGCAAAGCCUCCAAAUGGGAGACCAACCCCUGCACCAAAAAGCUGGGCUACAUUUGUCGCAAAGGGACCGCCACAAGUCUUCCCCCGCCGCCAAUCAAGCAGCCCAGCUUCUGCCCCAAUCACUGGGUUCCUUAUGGCGGGAACUGUUACUUCCUGGAGAGGAGUAAAAAAAUGUGGAAGGACGCUUUGACUGCCUGCCGCAAAGAAGGAGCAGACUUGGCUAGCAUUCACAACAUCCAAGAGCAGAGCUUCAUCAUCGCUCAGUCUGGAUACAUGGCGAAAGAUGUGCUGUGGAUUGGUUUGAACGACCGAACCAACCAGAUGCUGUUCGAGUGGUCCGACCUCUCCCAAGUCACCUUCACCCAGUGGAUGGCGGACAAGCCCUCCCACAGCAUCAACCUCCAGGAGGACUGCGUCCUCAUCAGAGGAAAGGAUGGCCGGUGGGCUGACCACGUUUGCGAGAAUGCGUACGGAUACAUUUGCAAGAAGAAGGCCUCUUCUAAACUGGCUGAAGGCACCCACGAGGAAACCAACCCCGGGUGCAAGCUGGGCGCCGUGAGGUACGGGUCGUAUUGCUACACAAUCGGAGCUGAGAAGAAAACAUUUGAUGACGCCAAGCAAGCGUGCUCGCAGCAUGGAGGCAACCUAGUUGACGUGGCAGACAGGUACGAGAAUGCCUUUUUGACCAGUUUGGUGGGCUUGCGACCAGAAAAGUACUUCUGGACGGGAUUUUCCAAAAGAGACAACAAGCACGUAUUCACGUGGACCACCAGGAGAAAAACCACAUUCACUCAUUUUAAUGUGGGCAUGCCAGACCGAAAUCUAGGAUGUGUUGCCAUGACAACGGGAAUGUUUGCUGGCCUGUGGGAGGUGGUCGCCUGCAGCAGCAAGGAGAAGUACAUCUGCAAGACGCCAGCAGAGGGAGUGCAGGUGACCACAGUCCCGCCCACCACUCCGGCCCUGAGCUGUGCAUCGGGGUGGACGCCUGUGGCCGCCAGAAACGUCUGCUUCAAACUUUACAAAAAGAAAAGCGAUCUGAAGAAGACUUGGCAUGAGGCUCGCGACUUCUGCCGGGCGAUCGACGCUGACCUGAUGAGCAUCCACAGCUCACAAGACCUGAGCAAUGCACAGUUUCAUUCUUCAGACGCAGCCUGGAUCGGCCUCAGCUCCCUCGGUACCAAUGAAGGUUUCAUCUGGACUGACGGAUCCCCGUACGGCUAUGAGAACUGGGGCUAUGGGGAGCCAAACAACUACAACGACAACGAACACUGUGCAGAGGUGCAGUUCUACUACGGGCGCCACUGGAACGACCGCCACUGCGAAGUGUACAACGACUGGCUCUGCCAGAUUCAAAAAGGUGUGACUCCCAAAGCCGAGCCCGUCAUAAGCGCGCCAAAGUACAACAUGACAGAGGACGGCUGGCUUCUUUACAACGACUCACAGUAUUUUAUCAACAAUGGCCUCCAGCCGAUGGAAGCCGCCAGAGAGUUUUGCCAAAAGAACUUUGGCGAACUGGCCGUCAUCACGGCUGAGAGUGAGAGGAAGUUCCUUUGGAAGCAGAUCUCCAAGGGCUCCCAGUUGCAGUACUACAUCGGCAUGACUGUCAAUUUGGACAAGUCCUUCAGCUGGCUGGACAACACCCCGGUGACAUAUACGGCAUGGGAAAAAAAUGAGCCCAACUUCGCUAAUAAUGAUGAAAACUGUGUGACCAUAUACAAAAGCAUGGGGUACUGGAAUGACAUCAACUGUGGUAUUGAGCUACCGUCCAUCUGCAAAAGAAGCAGUGGUUUUGUCAACACAACAAUGCUCCCCACCGUUGUUCCCCAAGGCGGGUGUGCACCCGAAUGGCUGGCCUUCCAAGGCAAGUGCUACAAAAUUGUCGGCGCUGACAGGAAGACGUGGCAGGAUGCCAGGCAGCAUUGCCAAGACCAAGGAGGAAAUCUGGUUUCCGUCCUCAACGAACGCGAGCAAGCUUUCCUGACGACGCAAUUGCUCGCAUACAAUGACGACUUGUGGAUCGGCAUGAACGACGUCAACUGGGAGAUGAGAUUUGUGUGGACUGAUGGCAAAGGCGUCGCGUACACCAACUGGGCCAAAGGGCACCCGACGUCGACGCCUGAUGGCCGCUCCGCCUUCACGGACGAGGCGGUCUUCGACUGUGUGAUUAUUGUGGGCAGUGUUUCUAAACGAAUGGGACUCUGGAAGGUGGAAGACUGCAACAUCCAUCAUGGCUUCAUCUGUAAAAGAAACCUUGACUCUCAGAUUGCGGUUGCGGCUACCCAAGCGUCGAAGGCCUUCUAUAAACUGGGCAACGACUCCUACAAACUGGUGACACAGAAUAUGCGUUGGGACGAGGCAAGGAGGCAGUGCCAGGCAGACGACGCCGACCUGGCCAGCAUCCUCAGCCCAGUGGCCCAGGCGUACAUCACGCUGCAGAUAGCCAAGCACCAGGAACCCAUAUGGAUUGGCCUCAACAGCAAUGUGACAGGAGGACGCUUCAGGUGGGUGGAUAACUGGCUUCUCUCUUUCACCCAAUGGGGCAUAGACGAGCCUAAAAGCAAUUACGGCUGUGUGUACGUGGACGUGGACAAAUCCUGGAAGACGGGGCCGUGCAGCGACACUUACUAUUCCCUUUGCAAGAGUUCCCCUGAUUCUGCACCCACAGAGCCUCCUCAGCUUCCCGGCAACUGUCCAGAAGGCAUGAGUGGGAGAACCUGGGUACCCUUCAAAGGUCAUUGUUAUUCCUUCCUCAGCUCGCGAGCGGAUUCCUGGGCCCACGCCUCGGUGGAAUGUCUGAAAAUGGGGGCAUCCUUGGCAAGCAUCGAGGACCCUCAAGAAAGUGCUUUCAUCCACGAAAACCUUGAACUUCUGCAGGACAGUGCCAAGAAAUUCUGGAUCGGCCUCUAUAGGAACCACGAAAGUCAGUGGAUGUGGAUAGACAGCGGCGUGGUGGACUUCACCAACUGGAAAAAUGGGAUGCCGCUGUCAUCGUCAUGUGUGGAAAUCAACGCUGAAAGCGGGAAAUGGAGCACAGCAAGCUGUCACAGAUACUUAGCGUACAUCUGCAAAAAACCCAAAGUUGUCACACCCACGGAAAUACCUCCAGCUGUCGCUCAUAUCAUGGAAGAAGCUUCCCACGGAUCAGCUGGCAUCACCGUGGCCGUGGUGCUGGUUGUGAUUGCCGUAGCAGGACUCGGAACCUUCCUGUUCUUCAGAAAAAGGAUACCCACCUCUGUGCUGGGAGAGUCCACCUUUGACAACAAGCUGUACUUCAAUAACCCCAUCCGGGCUCUCGUGGACACCAAAAGCCUGGUGGCCAACAUAGAGCAGAAUGAACAAGCUUAGACAACAGGAUAGACGCUGAUUUUAAUAAUCCAUACAAGGACAGUAAGUUGAGUCAACUUUUCUACAGUAAAACUACAAAAAGAGAUGUGAUUGUUGAAAUGUGUAAAUAUUUUAUGUAAAAAAAAAAAAUCAAUAAUUGGCAAAAUAUGAUUUCUGUUCAUUGGUCAGAACUUUUAAUUGACAUGCUUUGUUCUUUUUUUGCUGGUUGCACUUGUAAAUACAGUAGAUACAAUACAAA